UUUAUUUAAAUAAGAAAGCGGAAGCACAGUUGGCUUAUGAAUUGCAAUCUGCAAAAAUGAAACAAAAAAUUAGAAAUGAAGAAAUUGAAAUAGAUGUGGUGGAGAGGAGAAAACAGAUUGGAAUCGAAGAGAAAGAGAUUCUGAGAAAAGAAAAAGAAUUAACUGCAACUAUUCGUUUACCUGCAGAAGCAGAAGCUUAUAAAGUUGAAAUGAUAGCCCAUGGAAAAAGGACUCAAACAGUUGAGGUAGCUAAAGCAGAAGCUGAACGCAUAAAGAUGCUGGGAGGUGCCGAUGCCUAUGCCAUUGAAGCAGUCGGAAAAGCCGAAGCCGAAAGAAUGAGAAUGAAAGCUGCAGCUUACAAACAGUAUGGAGAAGCUGCAGUGAUGAGUCUUGUCUUGGAGGCUCUUCCAAAAAUUGCAGCUGAAGUGGCAGCUCCUUUAUCUAAAACUGAUGAGAUUGUUUUGAAUAGCUGUGAUGAUCAGUUAACUUGUGGAGUAACUAAAUUAGUCAGUCAGUUACCUCCAGCUGUUCAUGCUUUGACUGGUGUGGAUGUUUCAAAGGUGUUGUCAAAAGUUCCAGGAGCAAAAUAAACCAAAAGGAAUUUUUGAGCAUCGGUCAACCACGACAAAGCUAUUGUUAAGCAUCUAAAAAACGAUACAGUUUCAAGUUUGUAUUUAAAAUUACGCUUACACAAUAUGAACGUUUUUAAGAAUCAUUCAUCUAUAUAUCUGGCAGCAAGUAUUACAAUUAUUCUACGAUAUCCAAAAAAACUAUUAGAAAAUACUAAAAUAACAUUUCAACUAUAAUAAUUUAUUUUAACAACGAAAGAAUUUUCUUCGUUUUUUUUAAAUGUGGAAUCCGAACUUCAAAUUAUGCAUUGUAUUACAUAACAUUGGUAACAUUUCGAUCUCUCUUCAAACGAUCUUUGAAAAUCAUUUCCAAAUUAUGGCUCUGAUUGUUUAAAAUCAAAUUAGGCUACACUAAUUUUUAUAUAAUUUAUUUUUUUAAAAUAAUUUCAGGAAUAUAAAGUGCAACAUUUUAAAAUUUUUUUAAAGCUUCUUAACAAAACAAUUCCUAAAUAUAUUGUCUUUUUAAGCAACUUUGAGCAAAGAAUUUCAUAAUAAGGGGCACGAGAUUUUUAGAAAUUCAAGACAUUUUUCUAAACUUAGUUGAAUUUACUUAAAAAGCAAAGAGGAAACAUUUUGAUCCAUUCAAUAAAUUUUUAUAUAGGGGAAAAAAACGUGUGAAUUUAUAUUGCACUUUUGCUAGAAAAUAAUAUUUGGGUGAGAACUCUUUGCAUUUAAAUACUUCUUUGUUAUGAAUUCUUAAGUAUCAAAUGAAAUAUUUGAGAUUUUUUUAUUACUAUUAUUGUUUUAUUUGUAAUUUGCAUUUAUAUUUAUUAAAAUUAGUUCAUAGUUUUCCAUCUUAUUUACAGACAAAAAAUUUAUAUAUAAAUCUACGAAUGGAAAAUUUAUGCAAUCACUAAUUGUUCAUAAAAAUUUGAUGCAGAUUUAUAAUCUAGUUAUUUAACAGCAUUGUUUUUUAUGCUAUGUGUAUGUCCAAAAGAUGCCGUUUAAUUAAAAAUUGUUCUAUUUUAUACGUAAUUUAAAUGGAAAAAUUUGUAAAAGCAAUUUUUAAUUUUAAUUUACAACAUACAUAAAAUUCUUCUCGUUUGGCUUGCUUUUCAUUAUCCUAAAUGGUGCAAGUUGUUUUCUUGCACUAAGCUUAGUUAAGAUGCUAAACGACAGCUCAAUUAGUUUGAUAACAUUAUCAAUAUCAAAAUAUAUCUUGUAUUUUCUCAUAGAUAUAAAAUUCUUUGCAAACUUUGCCCUCAAAAUAUGUCUUUAACAAGUGUUUUUGUAUUCUUCAAAAUAUGUGAGAAAACAAAUUUCAGCUUCUUUUAAGAAGUUGAGAAGUAUCUUGGAACACAAGCAAUUCAACACUUGAAUUGCUUGUGUUCCAAGAUAAAUGGUCAUUGCAAAGUGUUAGCAAAGUGUAUUUGGCUUGAAAGCCCUUAUUUGCACAAAUGUUGCAUCUCUUCUUGAGGAUCCAGGUUCAACUCCGAUCCCAGUUUCGUAAUUCAUCUUGGGAAGUAUGUAUUAAGAUAUUGUUUGCUGUUCUCGUACAUCCUGGCCAACCCCAGUGACAAGGGUCACCUGAAAUGGACAAAACUAUGGCCAACAUUCUAGUAUUGACAUGUCAGUACCUCACAUUUAACAAAUUGACUGACCAAAAAUAAAUUUUAAAGAAUCCAAAACUAUUUAAGAGUGAAUAAUUUCACUCCAUUAAAGUAGUUUGUGAGGAUUUUUAUCAUGUGUAAAUAUGGGUAUAUUAUUAACAAAUAAUAAAUUUGAAAAAUUGAUGGCAUCUAUAAGACACACAAUUAGCAUAGCGCUUGUUCUCUAAAAGCAAAUUAUUUAAUGAUUAAUUAAAGAGCCAAAGUACCACAUAAUUAAGAGAUUAUAAAUGUGCAAUCUUUUAAUGUAUUUU
Molecule: messenger RNA, 2490 nt
Organism: Centruroides sculpturatus (bark scorpion)
Lineage: Eukaryota; Metazoa; Arthropoda; Arachnida; Scorpiones; Buthidae
Product: flotillin-2-like
Exons: 4
Coding region: 57-590 (177 amino acids)
Biological process (GO): protein localization to plasma membrane; regulation of myoblast differentiation
Cellular component (GO): plasma membrane
Source: RefSeq, a predicted model, not a curated record